AUGCCUCGGCCCAAAGUCGACCCAAGGUUCCGCAAGCGAACCGCCAAGGCGUGUGUUUACUGUCGCAUGACAAAACAGAAGUGCGAUGGGUUAGCUCCAUGUGAACAGUGUGUGAGACGCAAUCGCUCGACAAGUUGCGCCUACUCGCCGCAUGAGCAGUCAUUUGGUCAUCGUCGCAACCGCCCGGGGCGUAUGCGCCGUACUCCUGAGACUGUACCACAAGCGAUUAGGGAAAUGGAAGUAUCAGCUGCGAUAUCAGAUUCCCUACCGGAGAAUAUCCAAGAGUUGAUCGAAACUGAGACUGGAUACGCUUCUAUUGCAGCAGAUGUCGCGGGUCUUUCGGUGAUUGAAGAGCUGCCCCCAGUACCGCCUGAUAACUUGACGGCUUACAAUAUCGGCAACACGGAAGAAUUGGAGCGUCUUAUUCGGGUCUACUUCAUAUCGACAUGUGGUAUAGUUGAUCUUUUCGAAAGAUCUCAUAUCGAGGGUCUGUUACAUCGCUGGAUCAACGGCCUCAUUCCCAUGAAAAGUGGAUCUGCGGCGGUUCUAUAUCUGGUCAUAGCCUGUGGGGCACAGAUAAGCUCCUCGAAUAUGCUUGACAACCUUCGAGCACAAUCUUUCUACCACCAUGGUCGACAGAUAGCCUUACUUGAGCUGACCAACUACCCCAGUGUCGAGACUGUGCAAGCAUUCGUUUUGAUUAGCAUCUUCAUGUUAGGAUGCUCUAGGCGAAAUGGUGCUUCGUUGAACCUUGGAAUUGCCAUUGGUGCUGCAAAAUCUCUCGGAUACCAUCAGUCCGAUGCAAAUUCAGCCUACGAUGAUAAUGAACGCCGGCAGAGAGCCCAGAUCUGGAAAACCUUGCGCUAUCACGACUUGUUCUUCUCUGCAAUGAUGGGCCGAAGCUCCUCUACUUCUGAUACGAGUUUUAACAUCGACGAAGCACACUCUUGUGCCCCCAUUGAGGAUGAAUGUGAUCAAAGCCUAUCUAUGACAGAGUCGGCGCGUGCAUUCCUCGUCAUGGAACACAUAAUUAACGACGUUGCGUGGGUUUUUGUCGCUGUGCUCGUCUUGAGCUCGGCCCAUUUUGGCCAACUAGAUCCCCAGAAAUCGAUAUCACGAACCCUGCGCCAAGCCGACGACAUCCUCGCUUGCUUUGCAGUGAACAGUCCGCAAGCCAGGCGGUAUCGCCUGAUUUUGAAGAAACUUUCAACAGCUGCAGAACGCCAGAACCAGACAAAGUCACAGUCUCGUGUUGUUCAUAUGCCACGAUUAUUCCAUUUGGACUCUGACGGCUCUGGAGGUGGUCCACUCCCCGGAGAUUCCAUUAUCCCCGAACAUGGGGAACAAAACGCAAGCAGACAUGGCUGUGCUUUGGGAGGGGAAGCAACAGAAGGCGGAGAUGCGGCUCAGCCUAAAACAUGCAACUGCUGUGGAAUUACCCCAAGCGGACGAGCAGCGGAUCCUGCUGGUAGAUCCGAAGCCUACCACAACUCUGCCUCAUUCUCACAAUCUGUCUUUCAUUCCGGAGAUAUCUUGAAUGCUUCUGGUUCCGACCUGGGCGGACCCCCAAUGACAACUACGAACGAAUCGCUUGGAUACGGAUCCCUGUUCCAGUUUGAAGGCGAUGCGUCUAUUUGGGAUUUUACCUGGGCCGGUUCGCUUUAG
Molecule: messenger RNA, 1665 nt
Organism: Penicillium concentricum
Lineage: Eukaryota; Fungi; Ascomycota; Eurotiomycetes; Eurotiales; Aspergillaceae
Exons: 5
Coding region: 1-1665 (554 amino acids)
Biological process (GO): positive regulation of transcription from RNA polymerase II promoter by galactose; DNA-templated transcription
Cellular component (GO): nucleus
Molecular function (GO): DNA-binding transcription factor activity, RNA polymerase II-specific; RNA polymerase II cis-regulatory region sequence-specific DNA binding; zinc ion binding
Source: RefSeq, a predicted model, not a curated record